AUGGCCCAUAGAAGAGUGCCUCUUACGCAACUAGUUGCAGCUGUUGAUAACAAUUUACCAGCAUCAAGCAUCAUAAGAGAUCCCUCAGGCAAUGCAUAUACUUUUUAUAAGUACAAAGGAACCCUAGCAGAAAGGGCUUCAAAUGAAUGGAAUCCUGCAACACUUGCAAGAAAAGCAAAAUAUGCAGUAACCAAAGGAGAUACACUAGCCAUUGUAAUGAAUCCAAAUGACGAUAUAACUGAUAUGAUUCAGCCUAAUAUCAUCCCUGCAAACUUCUUUAAUAGAAAUAGACUGAGAGAUGAAGACCUUGAGCCUUUUAUGGAAGAUCGAAGAGACUAUCUUUUUGUUCAUGAGAAGUUCAGACUUGUUGUUAUAUUAACAGAGGAUGGUGCUCCACAUUGCUUACAAAGGUAAAGUAUUUAGACGCUUUACGCCCUCUAUGGCUGGACUUGGCGUCUCUCCCGCUUUAUAAAUCUACCUAUAAGAGCAUAGAUUUUCAAAUCCUAUUUGAUAAAAAAAAUGUUAACCUCUUUUAUAGGAAGCUAAAAGCAUGCAGACAAUAUAUAUUGACGCAGGAGAUUUUCAAUUUAUUGACAUAGAGUAG
Blepharisma stoltei is the source of this 604-nucleotide messenger RNA. NCBI's taxonomy places the organism in Eukaryota, Ciliophora, Heterotrichea, Heterotrichida, Blepharismidae. The record is from the annotation of a GenBank genome assembly.